AUGCAAGCCAGCGAUCGCCCACGCAGUCUUCUGUCGCGUCUUGCGUCUGCCCGGCCCUUUGCCUCGAAAGGCCGCAACAUUACGGAUUUCCACAUCACCGUCGAGGACCCCCACAAGCAGUAUAGCCAGGGAGACGUCGUGUCCGGAAGCCUGCACCUCAGAGUCCUCAAACCCACGCGUGUCACGCACAUUGUUGUGUGUCUGCACGGCUUCGCGCAGGUCUACAAAAACCCGGGGUCGCCCCCAACAGACUCGUAUCGUGCGAACAACUCGCGCAUCGGAUCUGGAAGAGGCAGCAGGGCCGGCGAGUACUUUGGCAACGGAUUCGCUUCCCUGUUCGAAGRUGAGGUCGUGCUCUGCGGAGACGGCAGGCUUGGCGAAGGCGCAUACCAGUUCAACUUCAAUGUUGAGUUUCCCGAACGAGAUCUGCCAAGCAGCAUAUCCUUUGAACGCGGAACGGUUUCCUACAUGAUUACAGCCACGAUCACGCGACCCACAACCCUGAUGCCGACCAUGCAUUGCGAUCACAAGGUCUACUUGCUGGAGCGCAUUGACAUUUCACAGCUAUUCCCGCCUCGAGAGAGGACCAUCACGUUGGAACCGAUAUCACGCCGCCACCGAGCCAAGUCUCAGGCGAAGAAGCUCACAGACAGCGAUCGAAAGAGCGUCAAGGGUGAUUCAAGUCAGCAAACGACCGACCGCGCACAAUCCGACAGCAUAACGACGACUUCUUCGCCCAGUCUGCGCGCCAUCGUCGAAGUGCCGCAAAGCCCGGCACCCAGUGACCUCAGUCUCGAAGGCAGUCGAGUGUCUAAUUAUCGUGGACGCCGUGCUCGUCUAGGAUCAGAAACUACUUCACGGCCAUCCCAGCUGGAUUCGAACGCGACCUCGCCCCGGGCUAGUGACUUGGAUAGCACCGUUGCUCCUCCCCCCACUCGGACCAUCACCGCCACCGUUGCAUCUCUCUCCGGAGGCUGUCUGAGGGGAGAUAGUUUGGCUGUCAAAGUGCAUGUGGACCACACGAAACAUGUCAAAAGCUUGCACGGCGUGAUUGUCACGCUCUAUCGUCAAGCGCGAGUUGACAUGCACCCCUCAAUACCCUUAGGCCCAAUCGAGAAGGGCAAAGAACGAAAAUACGAGGACUACUACCCCAAAUCAAUGUCUGGUCUGGGUGGUUUGUCUCUCUCUGGAGCAGGCUCUAAUCAUGUCUUUCGCAAGGACUUGUCGCAAACAAUUGUGCCGCUGAUAGUAGAUCCAGCUUCGCUGACGGCAGAUGUCACGGGAAAGAUCCAUGUACCGGAUGAAGCCUUUCCAACAAUUGCCACCGUUCCCGGUGCAAUGAUCAGUUUCCGAUAUUACAUUGAAGUCGUUCUUGACAUCCAAGGGAAGCUUUCUUCCCAAGAUCGCAACCUGGGCAAUCUUGGUGGCUUAGCUAGCACCAUGGCCCAGGGCCAGCCAGCCGACCCAGACCGACAAAGGCACGCUACGAACGGAUUUGGUGCUCCGAUGAUCGACACAGCUGCCGUCAGGCGCGACAAAGGUGUCGUUGCGUGCACUUUUGAAGUCGUUGUUGGGACUAGAGAUACAAGCCGAAAGGGGAAAAAGAAAGUCGAGAUGACUACCCAAGCCGGGCUAGAGCCCCGCGUUCCGCCAGAGGUAGAUGCUCAGGGAGGUGCCGCGACACAGUCUGAUAAUGACACGGCAUGGCAUGACWACGCGGCCGCGCAAGCUUACCAUCAACAACAAUAUUACAACGCAUAUCCGCAUGCGCCUGAGUAUGGCGUAUACAACGAGCACGACAGACACAGCGCACACAAUGAGUACAAUGGCCGGCAGGAAGCAUACUUUUCAGAAUGCGAAUACUCCGCAGCACCCCUGGUACCGAUGCCAUCAAUAGAGGACGAAUCACAGCUCCCAGAGAAGGAGCGAUUACGGAGAGCCGAAGCUCGUCUAUUACCAAGUCAGCCUCCAGGAUUCGAAGAGUCCGGCCCAAGCGCUGCUGUAAACGGCGCGACCGCACCAUUCAUCCCAGAAGAGCAGCAGAAUGGUUAUGAGCAAUCGAAUGGACAUCGCCAUCCACCUAUCUUGCUGACGCCACCUGCGCCCAUGUCAGGAGCUUAUGUCGACGCGCAUAACAUUCUCACACCUCAAACCCCGGACUACGGGCGGCGAGAUGCCUACUUGCCCAGCACACCAGCGUAUGAGGCUUCGCAAUUUUCUUUACCUCAAACCCCCACAUAUCGAGCUUCCCAGUUCCCCGUACCCAGCACACCGAUUUAUGAACCUACGGAUUCUGGGGCGCAGACCGCCACUGACGAUAAGAGGGAAAUCGAACGUCGUCAGCUGGAAAUGAAAGCUUCCGCUCCGCCUCAGCUUCAUGUGGAAGAGCCUGGGCCAGCGCCACCUCACGCAUUCGAGCCUUCAGCUCCCAUCCUCACCGCUGACGAGGAUUUCUUCGACACCGGAACUGCGAUCGUCAAUGAUAGCCACGCGGAUGCGUCCGCCCCUCAGGAGCUUCCACGGUAUGAAAGAUGA
Ramularia collo-cygni is the source of this 2535-nucleotide messenger RNA. RefSeq names its product related to pH response protein PalF. Bases 1 to 2535 code for a protein of 844 amino acids. Gene Ontology annotation, biological process: ubiquitin-dependent endocytosis. The record is from RefSeq and is a predicted model, not a curated record. Gene Ontology annotation, molecular function: protein-macromolecule adaptor activity; ubiquitin protein ligase binding. Gene Ontology annotation, cellular component: plasma membrane; cytosol; cytoplasm. Lineage: Eukaryota; Fungi; Ascomycota; Dothideomycetes; Mycosphaerellales; Mycosphaerellaceae. The transcript is spliced from 2 exons.